AAUAGUGUUACCUAUAUUUCCGAUUUCUUCGUUAACAUCGUCAAGCAGCAAAGCUCUACGAAAAACCCUCCCAUUCCUCUUCAGCUCCUCCACAACGGCCAUAAAACUCUUCUUCACUUUCAUAUGGCUGCAUGUAAGCUCUUCUCCAUCAAUCUAUAUAUGUUCAUAGGUGGUAUUGGGGCUUCAGGUCCUAAGAUAACAAACUUGGAUUCGGGUUACGUUAGACCCAAAUUGAGCACAUUGCAGCCUUUCCUUGAUUUUAGGACUCCAAAUCCGGUUCGAUUUGAUGGUCUGGUGCAGUCCCAGAGAUCAAAGAAGGCAUUAACUAGGUGGUGCAGUUUGACUUCCGAUGCUGAUUCAACGACUACUGUAAAUACCGAGGAUUUUUGUGAAGAAACCAAAUCAUCCGAUGCAGUAAGCAAACUUAUUCCAAAAUCAUCUGAGGUGGAAUAUCUUCUGACAGAAUUAUGUGAUACAACAUCUAUUGCUAAGUUUGAACUUAAACUUGGGGGAUUUCGAUUACAUGUGACAAGAGACUUAUCUGAGCAAAGUGCACCUCCACAACCACCUGUUUCCGCUCCAGUUACUGCCCGUACGGUUGUUGAGACACCUGAUUCAUAUGGUUCAGCCUCAUCACAAUCAUUGGCCCUCUCCAAACCAGUACCUUCCUCAGGUGGAGUUCAGACAUUGCUGGAUAAAGCAACAGAUGAAGGCCUGUUGAUACUUCAAUCUCCAAGGGUUGGAUAUUUUAGGAGAUCUCGAACCAUUAAAGGGAAGCGGGCUCCUCCAUCUUGCAAAGAGAAAGACACAGUGAAGGAGGGCCAGGUGCUCUGCUACAUUGAACAGCUAGGUGGUGAGAUCCCGAUUGAGUCGGACAUAUCUGGAGAGGUGGUUAAGAUACUGCAACAAGAUGGUGAUCCCGUUGGGUAUGGUGAUGCUCUUAUAGCAGUGCUGCCUUCCUUUCCAGGAAUAAAGAAGCUUCAGUAGAUAGUUCUAUGUAAUUUCCUUUACUUCCCUUUUCCCUGUUUAUUUAUUUUCGCGGGGUGGGGAAUCACAUUGGUGGAGAUCCAACUCCAUCUUCAUUGAGGAUAUGAUUGGGUGUAUCGAAUAAAUUUGUCUGCAUUGACAUGUGUAUGGUGAAGAUUCAAAUCUCUGUGGUCUUGGGAAUAAUUUUAUUUUUUUAUUUUUUUUAGCACUGGAUGUUGCUUUUACAAGUACCUUCUAUUCCUGUAAAAUCUGUUUGUAUAAGAUGUUGUGAAUUACCACAGUGCCGCCUUCUUAUA
This is a messenger RNA of Olea europaea var. sylvestris, 1283 nucleotides long. Its product is annotated as biotin carboxyl carrier protein of acetyl-CoA carboxylase-like. The transcript has 9 exons. The coding region runs from base 124 to 987 and encodes 287 amino acids. NCBI's taxonomy places the organism in Eukaryota, Viridiplantae, Streptophyta, Magnoliopsida, Lamiales, Oleaceae. The record is from RefSeq and is a predicted model, not a curated record.